AUGAAAUUUGUCCCAGGAGUCAUUAUGAGCUUUUUCUUGUCAACUUGGAUGGUAGGGUGCGUGGAGGCCAAAACGGAGAACUCUACGCACCCCACAAAACUUCUAAGCUUUAGUGACAUCGAGUUAAGUGACGGCAAUACAACAUUCCAUGCGGAUUCAAUCACAGUGUCGCGGCCAAAAUCUCAGAAUUUCGACAAUGUGCGGAUUUCCCAGGACUUAUACGAACGGCUGGUUUACUUCAGCAGAAUGUGCGCAUUAACUUAUUGUAUUGGUUCGAAUGAGCUCUUUGUAGGAUCCACACUCUUAGAAGGAGCAUGCCCCGAUAGGCUAAAAUUCUGUUCCGAUGAGUCCACAAACCCAACUGCGGGAAAAACCGUGGUAGAACUAGUACUCUUGGCCGAAAAUGACGAGCUUGGCACUGGGUUCCUGGCUGUGGAUCACGAAAAGCGCGUUGUGGUGCUGUCUUUCAGAGGCUCAUCUACUAACCAAGAUUGGCUCAGUGAUUUCGCAGUAUCCCCCACACCAUACGAGCCAGUCUCUAAAGAAUACUACAAAGAGUGGGUCGAGUCGGGUAGGAUCUCAGAUUGUGAAGGUUGUCUUGUUCACAGAGGUUUCGAUGUGUUUUUGAAAACACUGAGCUCCCAGUUUUUUGAUAGAAUUGAAGCUAUAUUCGACACUUAUCCUGAUUAUAGUCUAGUUGUCACAGGGCACUCGCUGGGAGCUGCAGUGGCUAGCUUAGCCGGUAUUGAGCUUCGUUUAAGAAACUAUGAUCCUCUCGUGCUAACAUAUGCCUCACCCAAUAUGUUUAACAGUAAGUUGAGGGCCUGGGUUGAUGAAUUGUUUGAAACCGAGCGCAUUCACAAAAUGUCAUUGGACGAGGGCGAAGUUAUGUUCCGCAGUGGAUUUUUCAGAGUCGUUCACGAUGGAGACUACAUCACAAUGGUUCCACCCUUUUACGAUCCAGCUGGUCUGGAGAUUGUCAUUACCGAACAAUUGCUUCCUCAAACGUUGAAAGAUCUAGAGUACCAUGGACCAUCCACAAGCGUUGUGUCAUUACAAGAUACGAACGUCUGCUCGACCAUGGGUUCCGCUGGAAGCGGACAGGGCCACAGAUUCUUGGGACCUUUGGAAAAGUGGCUUCAUAUGUACGAGCACCGCGCUUACUUUCUGCUCAUCAAUACCUGUGAUGAUUUCUAG
Messenger RNA from Lachancea lanzarotensis, 1197 nucleotides. It is a transcript of the gene LIH1, whose product is annotated as LALA0S09e04214g1_1. Lineage: Eukaryota; Fungi; Ascomycota; Saccharomycetes; Saccharomycetales; Saccharomycetaceae. Bases 1 to 1197 code for a protein of 398 amino acids. The record is from RefSeq and is a predicted model, not a curated record. Gene Ontology annotation, biological process: lipid metabolic process. The transcript has a single exon.